Molecule: messenger RNA, 7599 nt
Organism: Rhineura floridana
Lineage: Eukaryota; Metazoa; Chordata; Lepidosauria; Squamata; Rhineuridae
Gene: CACNA1D
Product: calcium voltage-gated channel subunit alpha1 D
Exons: 48
Coding region: 319-6846 (2175 amino acids)
Biological process (GO): calcium ion import across plasma membrane
Cellular component (GO): membrane; voltage-gated calcium channel complex
Molecular function (GO): high voltage-gated calcium channel activity
Source: RefSeq, a predicted model, not a curated record
CGGGUGGCGGGUUGCUAGGGAUGGAGAGCGCCAGUGUCACCCGGAUGUGAGUGUCAUGUUGGCCCAAACUCGAAGAGAUUUGCAAGCAGCGGUGGCGGCAGAGAAGAACCGGCGGCGGUAGCCAGAACGACCCCCCUCCCCAAGUCUUUUCCUCUCGCUAGUUCGCACUACCGCUAUGGGGACAGCCGGAUAGCGGGCAGCUCAGCGCAGGGCAGGAUCAAGACGGAGGGGGGCAUCGUCGCGCACCUGGCUUGGAGCGGCGGCAGGCGGGGGGGGGAAAGGAGCGCCCGCGUCUCGGACCCCCCGCAGAAAGUGACCAUGAUGUCCCAACAGCAGCAGCUGCUGCUUGAUGAAGUAAGCUAUGCAAAUAGCACCAAAAUUCCUCUUCCUGGUGACGGACCAACUCUCCAGUCGAACUGCUCAGCACCAUCCAGGCAAACUGUACUAUCUUGGCAAGCUGCAAUUGAAGCUGCUAGACAAGCCAAGGCUGCCCAAAGCAUGAGCACCACCCCAACUGAACCUGUAGGAUCUCUGUCCCAAAGAAAACGCCAGCAAUAUGCCAAGAGCAAAAAACAGGGUAAUACAUCCAACAGUCGGUCAGCCCGUGCCCUUUUCUGUUUAUCCCUCAAUAACCCAAUCCGAAGAGCCUGCAUUAGUAUAGUAGAAUGGAAACCGUUUGACAUAUUUAUAUUACUGGCUAUUUUUGCCAAUUGUGUGGCCUUAGCUGUUUACAUCCCAUUCCCAGAAGAUGAUUCUAAUUCAACAAAUCAGAACUUGGAAAAAGUAGAAUAUGCCUUCCUGAUAAUUUUUACAAUUGAAACAUUUUUGAAGAUUAUAGCAUAUGGAUUAUUAUUACAUCCCAAUGCAUAUGUUAGAAAUGGAUGGAAUUUACUGGAUUUUGUAAUAGUAAUUGUAGGAUUGUUUAGCGUAAUUUUGGAACAAUUAACCAAAGAAGCAGAAGAGGGAAGCCAUUCGAGUGGUAAAUCAGGUGGCUUUGAUGUAAAAGCCCUAAGAGCCUUUCGUGUGUUGCGACCUCUCCGGCUUGUGUCAGGAGUGCCCAGUUUACAGGUUGUCCUGAACUCCAUUAUAAAAGCCAUGGUCCCUUUGCUCCAUAUUGCCCUUUUGGUAUUAUUUGUAAUCAUAAUCUAUGCUAUUAUAGGAUUGGAACUUUUUAUUGGGAAAAUGCACAAAUCAUGUUACUUUGAAGAUUCAGAUAUAUUAGCUGAAGAUGAUCCUGCACCUUGUGCAUUCUCAGGGAGUGGACGUCAGUGUCCCAUUAAUGGCUCUGAAUGUAGGGGUGGCUGGCCAGGACCAAACGGAGGCAUAACCAACUUUGAUAAUUUUGGCUAUGCAAUGUUAACUGUGUUCCAGUGUAUAACUAUGGAAGGAUGGACUGAUGUCCUAUAUUGGAUGAAUGAUGCUAUGGGAUUUGAAUUGCCAUGGGUGUAUUUUGUCAGUCUCGUCAUCUUUGGGUCUUUUUUCGUUCUAAAUCUUGUUCUUGGUGUAUUGAGCGGGGAAUUUUCCAAGGAACGAGAAAAAGCCAAAGCCAGGGGAGAUUUUCAGAAGCUGCGGGAAAAGCAGCAGCUCGAGGAAGAUCUCAAGGGCUAUUUGGAUUGGAUUACACAAGCGGAAGAUAUUGACCCUGAGAAUGAAGAGGAAGGUGACGGAGAAGGCAAACGGAAUACAAGCAUGCAAGCGAGUGAAACUGAAUCUGUGAAUACUGAAAAUGUUGGUGGAGAAGGGGACAGCCCAGCAUGUUGUGGAAAUUUGUGUCAAAUUAUCUCAAAAUCCAAGCUCAGUCGACGUUGGCGUCGAUGGAACCGAUUCAAUAGAAGAAGAUGCAGAGCUGCUGUAAAAUCUGUUUCAUUUUAUUGGUUAGUUAUUGUACUGGUCUUCCUGAACACAUUAACUAUCUCAUCUGAGCAUUACAACCAGCCUGAUUGGUUGACACAAAUACAAGAUAUUGCUAAUAAAGUUCUUCUGGCUUUAUUCACCUGUGAAAUGUUAGUAAAAAUGUACAGCCUGGGCCUGCAGUCUUACUUUGUGUCCCUUUUUAAUCGUUUUGACUGCUUCGUGGUAUGUGGCGGCAUUGUUGAAACCAUCUUGGUGGAGUUGGAAAUUAUGUCACCCCUUGGAAUUUCAGUAUUCCGCUGUGUUCGUCUCCUCCGUAUUUUUAAAGUAACCAGGCACUGGACAUCCCUGAGCAACUUGGUAGCAUCCUUGUUAAACUCAAUGAAGUCCAUUGCUUCACUGUUGCUUCUGCUUUUCCUCUUCAUCAUAAUCUUCUCAUUGCUUGGAAUGCAGCUGUUUGGAGGCAAAUUUAAUUUUGAUGAAACUCAAACAAAACGGAGCACCUUCGAUAAUUUCCCACAAGCUCUUUUAACUGUAUUCCAGAUUCUAACAGGUGAAGACUGGAAUGCUGUUAUGUAUGAUGGCAUUAUGGCAUAUGGUGGCCCAUCAUCAUCAGGAAUGGUAGUUUGUAUAUACUUCAUUAUCCUCUUCAUCUGUGGUAACUAUAUCUUGUUGAAUGUCUUCUUGGCCAUUGCAGUCGAUAACCUGGCAGAUGCUGAAAGUCUGAACACAGCUCAGAAAGAAGAAGCAGAGGAAAAGGAGAGGAAAAAGACUGCCAGAAAAGAAACUUUGGAUACUAAAAAGGGAGACAAACCAGAAGGUGAACAGAAAAAGGCCAAGGAUGCUAAGGUUACCAUUAAUGAAUAUGGAGAAGGAGAAGACGAAGACAAAGAUCCCUAUCCUCCAUGUGAUGUUCCAGUAGGUGAAGAGGAAGAGGAGGAGGAGGAAGAGGAAGAAGAACCUGAAGUGCCAGCUGGCCCUCGACCCCGGAGGAUAUCCGAACUUAAUAUGAAGGAGAAGAUGACACCAAUUCCUGAAGGAAGCUCCUUCUUCAUUUUCAGCAAUACAAACCCGAUUCGAGUGGGAUGUCACAGGCUAAUCAACCAUCAUAUUUUUACCAACCUCAUCCUCGUCUUCAUCAUGCUUAGCAGUGCUUCCCUUGCAGCAGAAGACCCCAUUAGCAACCAUUCUUUUCGAAAUAAUAUACUUGGUUACUUUGACUAUGCUUUCACAGCCAUCUUUACUGUUGAAAUCCUGUUAAAGCUGACAGUGUUUGGAGCAUUUCUUCAUAAAGGAUCUUUCUGCCGGAAUUACUUUAACUUGCUGGACAUAUUGGUAGUGGGUGUCUCUCUUGUAUCAUUUGGCAUUCAAUCAAGCGCUAUCUCAGUUGUGAAGAUUCUGAGAGUUUUAAGAGUCUUAAGGCCAUUAAGGGCUAUAAACAGAGCAAAAGGACUUAAGCAUGUUGUUCAGUGUGUCUUUGUUGCUAUUCGAACUAUUGGUAAUAUCAUGAUUGUUACAACUCUGCUGCAGUUCAUGUUUGCAUGUAUUGGUGUCCAGCUCUUCAAGGGAAAAUUCUAUCGGUGCACAGAUGAAGCAAAACAAAACCCUGUGGAGUGCCGAGGAAUAUUUAUUGUUUAUAAAGAUGGAGAUGUGGAGAGUCCAAUGGUGAGAGAGAGAAUAUGGCAGAACAGUGACUUCAACUUCGACAACGUGCUUACUGCUAUGAUGGCUCUUUUUACUGUUUCUACAUUUGAAGGCUGGCCUGCGCUUCUAUAUAAAGCUAUAGACUCGAAUGGAGAGAACGUAGGUCCAAUCUACAAUUACAGAGUGGAGAUCUCUAUUUUCUUUAUUAUCUACAUCAUCAUUAUUGCUUUCUUCAUGAUGAACAUAUUUGUUGGUUUUGUAAUUGUUACAUUCCAAGAACAGGGAGAAAAAGAAUACAAGAACUGUGAACUGGACAAAAAUCAGCGUCAGUGUGUGGAAUAUGCUUUGAAAGCUCGACCGUUACGUAGAUACAUUCCAAAAAAUCCAUACCAGUACAAAUUUUGGUAUAUGGUGAACUCUGCCGUCUUUGAAUACAUCAUGUUUGUCCUCAUCAUGCUGAACACACUUUGUUUGGCUGUGCAGCACUAUGGGCAGUCUAAACCGUUUAAUGAUGCAAUGGAUAUUCUGAAUAUGGUUUUUACCGCAGUGUUUACUGUUGAAAUGGUUCUGAAACUUAUUGCAUUUAAGCCCAAGGGCUAUUUUAGUGAUGCCUGGAACUCGUUUGACUCCCUCGUCGUUCUUGGCAGCAUAGUAGACAUCGUUCUCAGUGAAGCUGAUCACUAUUUCACUGAUGCAUGGAACACUUUUGAUGCCUUAAUUGUUGUUGGUAGCAUCGUUGAUAUUGCUAUAACAGAAGUUAAUAACAAUGAAGACAGUGCUAGAAUCUCCAUCACCUUUUUCCGCCUUUUUCGAGUGAUGCGACUGGUGAAGCUCCUCAGCAGGGGCGAAGGGAUAAGAACUUUGUUGUGGACUUUUAUUAAGUCAUUUCAGGCUCUGCCAUAUGUUGCUCUUUUGAUAGCAAUGUUGUUUUUCAUCUACGCGGUUAUUGGAAUGCAGGUGUUUGGUAAAGUCGCUCUGAAAGAUGGUACUCAAAUUAACCGGAACAAUAACUUUCAGACUUUUCCCCAAGCGGUGCUGCUUCUCUUCCGGUGUGCAACAGGAGAGGCUUGGCAAGAUAUCAUGUUGGCCUGCAUGCCAGGAAAACAAUGUGAUCCAGAAUCUGAUUUUAAUCCAGGAGAAGAAUUCACAUGUGGAAGCAAUUUUGCCAUUAUUUAUUUCAUCACUUUCUAUAUGUUGUGUGCUUUUUUGAUUAUCAACCUAUUUGUGGCUGUCAUCAUGGACAACUUUGAUUAUCUAACACGUGAUUGGUCUAUUCUUGGCCCACAUCAUCUAGAUGAAUUUAAAAGAAUAUGGUCAGAAUAUGAUCCUGAAGCAAAGGGGAGGAUAAAACACCUUGAUGUUGUUACCUUGUUGAGACGCAUACAACCACCUCUUGGGUUUGGUAAAUUAUGUCCUCACAGAGUUGCAUGCAAGAGGUUGGUAGCCAUGAACAUGCCCCUAAACAGUGAUGGAACGGUUAUGUUUAAUGCUACUUUAUUUGCUUUAGUGAGAACAGCCCUGAAGAUCAAAACAGAAGGAAACUUAGAGCAAGCAAAUGAAGAACUCAGGGCAGUUAUAAAGAAAAUCUGGAAGAAAACCAGCAUGAAGCUUCUUGACCAAGUUGUUCCCCCCGCUGGUGAUGAUGAGGUAACCGUGGGGAAGUUCUAUGCCACCUUCCUGAUACAGGACUACUUUAGGAAAUUCAAGAAACGGAAAGAACAAGGACUGGUGGGGAAACAACCUGCAAAGAACACUACAGUUGCACUACAGGCUGGAUUAAGGACACUUCAUGACAUUGGACCUGAAAUUCGGCGAGCAAUAUCCUGUGAUUUGCAAGAAGAUGAGCCUGAGCAAAAUCACCAUGAGGAAGAGGAAGUAUAUAAAAGAAAUGGUGCCCUGUUUGGAAACCAUAUAAACCACGUUAGCAAUGAUGCAAGAGAUUCAUUUCAGCAGAUCAAUACCACGCACCGUCCCCUGCAUGUCCAAAGGCCUUCAAUUCCAUCUGCGGGUGAGAUUACGGAGAAAAAUGUGCCUCCUUCAGCAGGAAACUCUUUAUUCCACAACCAUCAUAGUCACCAUAACCAUCAGAACCACAACUCAAUAGGGAAGCAAAUUCCAAACUCUACAAAUGCUAACCUCAAUAAUGCCAAUAUGUCUAAAGUGGCUAAUGGAAGACACACAAGCACUGGAAGUCAUGAGCAUAUAUCUGAAACUGGGCACCAUUCACACUCUAGAAGUGAUCAUCAUGAGAAACACGGAAGAUCUGCCAACAGGAGAUCUCGCUAUUAUGAAACUUAUAUUAGGUCAGAAUCAGGGGACAGGCAUCUACCCACAAUUUGCAGAGAAGAUCAUGAAAUUCGAGAUUAUUAUAAUGAGGAUUGCUACUUGGAUGAUCAGGAAUAUUUUAGUGGUGAAGAAUAUGAAGAAGACAGUAUGCUGUCAGGAAGCAGGUAUACACAUGACUAUCACAACAGAUAUCACUGCAAUGAUUUAGAUUUUGAACGGCCAAAGGGUUACCAUCACCCACAUGGCUUUUUUGAGGAAGAUGAGUCACAGAUGUGUUAUGAUUCAAAAAGAUCUCCUAGGAGACGGUUGCUACCUCCAACACCUACAUCAAAUCGCCGCUCUUCCUUUAAUUUUGAAUGUCUCCGCAGACAGAGCAGUCAAGAUGAAAUCCCAUUCUCUCCUACUUUUCACCACCGCACUGCUUUACCCCUGCAUUUAAUGCAGCAGCAGGUCAUGGCUGUUGCAGGUCUGGAUGCCACUAAAGCUCACAGACAUUCUCCCAGUCGUUCAACACGCUCCUGGGCCACACCACCAGCUACCCCACCAAACCGGGACCAUACUCCUUAUUAUACACCUCUUAUCCAAGUUGACCGAGCAGAAUCGACAGAGCAUAUGAAUGGUAGCCUACCAUCUUUGCAUAGGAGCUCCUGGUACACAGAUGAUCCUGAUAUUGCCUAUCGGACAUUUACACCAACUAAUUUGACUGUACCAAGCGACUUUAGGUAUAAGCAUAGUGACAAACAGAGAAGUGCAGACAGUUUGGUAGAAGCGGUACUUAUAUCUGAAGGUUUAGGACGGUAUGCAAAAGACCCGAAAUUUGUUUCUGCUACAAAACAUGAGAUUGCAGAUGCUUGUGACAUGACUAUUGAUGAAAUGGAAAGUGCUGCAAGUAAUCUUCUCAAUGGAAACAUUAGCAAUGGAACCAAUGGUGACAUGUUCCCAAUUUUAAAUAGACAAGAUUAUGAACUUCAAGAUUUUGGUCCUGGCUAUAGUGAUGAAGAACCAGAUACUGGUAAAUAUGAAGAAGACUUAGCUGACGAAAUGAUAUGCAUUACAACCUUAUAGUAUUUUGCAAGAAAAAUUGUUUGAUUUUAAAUAAACAAAAGUGCCUCAUAGUUACAAGAUGCUAGGCACUAGUUGGAAUAAGGAAUCAAGUUUUGCCCGAGUGAUGAUGUCACAUCACAAGGAAGCCAUACUUUUAUUUAUUCUUAAAUGUCUCCAGUGUGCUGAAGCAAGAUCGGAGUGGAAGGAUGUUUACAAGUCCUUUGCUAUAGAAUCUUGAGCUCAUCAGGGAGUGAAGGUUGGCUUUUAGACGGAAGUGGAUUCUAACCAGCCUGUUAGAUGGUUAGAUGAUUCUAACAUUUUCUUCAAAUGUUGAAGAAACAAUUGAAAGAUUGCUGCCUUUCAGGUUUGCGCUGCUGCCCUUCAGAGUGUAAAAAGUUCUGUGGAAAAAGGGUUGGCACAAAAAAAAAGUCUACAGGAGGAUAUGGUGAUGACAAUCAAAAAUGUCAUUACUUCUGAUAACAUAGCAUAUCAAAUGUCCACUACGUUCAGCAUAUCCAUUUCAGAUAUUAUUUUCAAAUUUGCCUCCUAUGUCUUUUUAAGUAUUUGUCUAAUACAGUUUGUCAAGCACUAUCUACAAGAGAUUGUUGUAUCGGACUGAUGCUGAAAAGCGUUUCUCUCAUAUGUAACACCAGUUUACAUAGCAAAAUAUCAUUAAAGAUAGUCUGUUUUAUGACUAUCUCAUUAAGGGCAAAAUAUACUGGAAUAAUUGCAUUUCUACCAAUGCACUUGCAACCAGGUUAAAGUAGAAUUAGA